Sphenostylis stenocarpa is the source of this 2361-nucleotide messenger RNA. The record is from the annotation of a GenBank genome assembly. Lineage: Eukaryota; Viridiplantae; Streptophyta; Magnoliopsida; Fabales; Fabaceae.
AUGUUGGCUUUCAUGGUUGGUUCAAAGCAAGCUUUUGAGGUGUCUUUAGCAGAUGUCUCUCAAACUCAGCUUCAAGGGAAGAAUGAUGUGAUCUUGGAGUUUCACGUGGAUGACACAACUGGAGCUAAUGAGAAAGAUUCACUGAUGGAGAUAAGUUUCCAUAUACCAAGUUCCAACACCCAGUUUGUUGGUGAUGAAAAAACUCCUCCUGCUGAGGUUUUCCGCAGCAGAAUAAUGUCCAUGGCUGAUGUUGGCGCUGGAGGUGAAGAUGCUGUUGUUACAUUUGAGGGUAUUGCGAUCCUUACACCAAGAGGGCGAUACAUUGUCGAGUUACACAUGUCAUUCUUGCGGCUUCAGGGACAGGCUAAUGAUUUCAAAAUCCAGUAUAGCAGUGUGGUUCGCUUAUUUUUACUUCCUAAGUCUAAUCAACCACAUACCUUCGUCAUUAUUACUCUUGAUCCCCCUAUUCGGAAGGGACAAACUUUGUACCCUCAUAUUGUGAUGCAGUUUGAAUCUGAUUAUGUUGUCCAAAGUGAAUUGACAAUUAAUGAAGAUCUUUAUAACACAAAGUACAAGGACAAGUUAGAGCUAUCUUAUAAGGGGCUUAUUCAUGAAGUAUUCACCACAAUAUUACGUGGCUUGUCUGGUGCCAAAGUGACUAAGCCUGGAAAAUUUAGGAGUUGUCAAGAUGGUUAUGCUGUGAAAUCAUCUUUGAAAGCUGAAGAUGGAAUUCUGUAUCCGCUUGAGAAGAGCUUCUUCUUUCUACCUAAGCCUCCGACUCUUAUUCUUCAUGAAGAGAUUGACUAUGUGGAGUUUGAGAGGCAUGCUGCUGGUGGUUCCAAUAUGCAUUAUUUUGACCUUCUUAUCAGACUAAAAUCUGAACAAGAGCAUCUCUUCCGUAAUAUUCAGAGAAAUGAGUACCACAAUUUGUAUGAAUUUAUUAGUUCAAAGGGCUUGAAAAUUAUGAACUUGGGAGAUGGCCAACCCACUGUUGGUAUAAAGAAGGUUCUCGAGAAUGACGAUGAUGAUGCUGUUGACCCACAUCUUGAGCGCAUAAAAAAUGCAGCUGGUGACGAUGAAAGUGAUGAGGAGGAUUCAGAUUUUGUUGCUGAUAAGGAUGAUGAAGGUUCUCCUACUGAUGAUUCUGGGGCAGACGAUUCUGAUGCCAGUAAAAGUGGCGAUGAGAAAGAGAAGCCCGCCAAGAAGGAAAUAAAGAAGGACCUGCCUCCUAAGGCAUCUACUUCUAAAAAGAAAUCAAAAGAUGACGAUGAUGGAAAAAAGAAAAAACAGAAGAAGAAAAAAGACCCAAAUGCACCCAAGAGGGCAAUGUCCGGUUUCAUGUUCUUUUCUAAAUUGGAAAGAGAGAAUCUCAAGAAAACUAAUCCUGGAAUUUCAUUUACGGAUGUUGGAAGAGUACUUGGAGAGAAAUGGAAAAAAAUGUCAGCGGAAGAGAAGGAACCAUACGAGGCAAAAGCACGUGAAGAUAAACAACGUUACAAGGAUGAGAUUAGUGACUACAAGAAUCCCCAACCCAUGAAUAUUGAUUCAGGAAAUGUAUCUGACAGUGACUGGAAUGUGCUCGAGAGUUUUGUGCCUUUCGGGGUUGAAACCUCAGUUGGUUUGCAUGGCUUUAAGGGAAGUCAGGGGAAGGAUGACCUUGCUUUGUUGACCAGUGAGAAAAACACGGCUAAAUCCUAUCCCUCUCAGCAGAAUAGGUUGCAGGGUGACACGAGCGAGGAGAAGAGUGGGGAAGAAGCGUGCGAGGCACACGUUAUCCUUUCCAUACGCGUCUCUACGACGUCCAUAUUCCAUCUCCCCUUUCAUUACCAACCUCUCAUCUCUCUUUUACAAAUCCUCUCUCUCUCUCUCUCUCUCAUUUCUCAUCUCAACAAUCUUCACCACCCUCUCUGUUUCUCUCUCUUUUCGUCGUUUUCACCAAAACGCACAAUUAUGGCUCAGAAGGCCGAGAAAAACGACACCGACUUCAAGGUCCCCGAACCAAUCACCCCCUGCGCAACCACCACAACCACCGCAGCCUCCAUUUCCGAACCUUCUAGAUUCUUCGACGCCGCCACUCCCGCCACGUCGUCGCGGUCGCCCAAGCGCUCGCUCCCGCUCGAGGACGCUGCCACCGCGGACCGGACGGCCACAUCGGAGCCCAAGCGCGCGGUGAACCGGUGCUCCGGUUGCCGGAGGCGCGUUGGCCUGACUGGAUUUCGGUGCCGGUGCGGGGACCUCUUCUGCGCCGAGCACCGGUACUCUGAUCGCCACGACUGUUCCUACGACUACAAGGCCGCCGGGAGAGAGGCCAUCGCCAGGGAGAAUCCCGUCGUGAAGGCGGCGAAGAUCGUCAAGGUCUGA